UGUAGGCGCAGCAGUGUACAACGAAAGUCUGUUUGUGAAGGGAGUAACAAAUCGUGUACAACUUGGAAUAUAACUUCUCAGGUGCUUCUGAGAUUUGCAAUCGAUUGCAGUCAUUUGCAGGCUGUUAAAUGAGAGUUUGACAAGUAGGAGACCUGAUUCAUCGGAUCAACCUAACCGAAUGUUAUCUGAGAGUCGGAUUGCCUCUAGGCUCUUCACCUCCGUGAAACUAGCGACAACUAGAACCUUCUUACCAAACCUGCGAGGCUGUUACGUGAAGCACACUUUCCAGCAGUUUGGAAGGAGUUCAAGGACAACGGAAUUUGGCUCGCAACAAUGGCCAGUAAUGACUAAUCUUUAGAGUAUCCCCACGAAAUGCUUUAAGUCGCCAAGCUGAGCUGCCGUCGCUGUUUCUGCAUCGACUCGUUCACGUGUAUAAAAGACGAUCAUCAAGACGACUAAUUAACAUUAAGACAGCUAUCUCAACAAAAUGGAUGACCUUACUGAAGAGCUGAUAAGAGCCGCCCGCGAAGGAGACGCGCAGGGCGUCGAGGCCGCCCUCAAAGAAGGGGCGAACAUCAACUUCCUCGGCAAGGGCGGGUGGACGGCUCUCCACCACGCCGCUUUCGAGGGUAACGUCGACAUGACACGCCUACUCAUCUCCUUUAAUGCAGAUGUAGGCGUGAGCAGCGGAAAGAAGUCGGAGGGAGGCGUAACCCCACUUCACUUGGCGGCCGAAGCUGGGUAUGACUUGGUGAUGGAAGCUCUUUUGGAAGCCGGAGCAGAUAUAACAGCGAGUGACAGCAACGGAUUCCAGCCUGUUCACUGGGCGACAACGCAAGUGACCGCUUUGGCUGUACUGCUGAACCAUGACUGCAACCUCUCUGCCCAAGCGCGCGACCUCUCGACACCCUUGCAUCACGCAGCCACCGAAGGCAAGCUGGACGUGGUCAAGUGGCUUGUGCAGAACGGAGCCGACAACACCAUCAAGGACAAGGACGGGCGGCUGCCGGUGGACAGGGCAAAGAAGAAGAAGCACCGGGAGGUGGUCGACUACCUUAAACGGGCGAAGUCCCGAGGAAAAUCGUCGUCGGUAUUCGGAACAAUGAGGAAAUCUUUCAGAAAACAGAAACAGACAAAAGAAGACAGACGUUCUUCGGAACCCAAUCUCUCUAGGAAAUCCGCAUCGCAGCCAAAUCUUUUAUCAUCAUCGAGCAAAGACAAGAGCACUGAGGAGCCACAAGAGAAAUUAGUAUCAGACUCUCCAGAUUUUGCUCAAACCUAUCACCAGGAGGAGAGUAUUGAGCACGCACAAGUACAGAGUCGAUUGGAAGACGAGCUCUAUCAGAAAGAUGCUCUCAUCAGACAACUUCAGUCGGAGAAGGAGGCGGUCGAGCAAGAUCUGUACCGGAAGAACAUGACACUUGCCCAGACGCAGCAGAUGGAGGAUAAAGUGAGAGAUGCUCUUAUUGGCGUUCUUGGUCGACUUCGCAAUGAGGAGGCAGACGGGCGGCAAGAACAGCCGAUGGUGCUGAACCUCGAGACGCAAGUGAAGGAGUUGGAGCAGCACUUGGAGAGGCAGAGGCAGGAGUUGGCGAGCUACCAGGACGGAGCCAGACAGUAUGUGGAGGAGCUCGAAGCGAUGAAGAACCUACACCAAGAAGAGAUGGUCAGCAUCAACAGGCAGAUGGAGGAGCUGCAGUCCCAUCUGGAAUGGGAGCGGAAGGAGAGGUCGAGAGAGCAGGUCGAGUCCCAGCAACGCCUUGAGCCGCUGCAGUUCGAGGUGGAUAAUUUCCGGAGGACGAUGGUGGACCUCGAGGACCAGGUGAGGGAGCUUCAGCAGCAUCUGGAAGGGCAGCAGAGGGAGCAUUCGAAGCUUCAGACUUCAGCGAACCAACGAAUUCAGUCGCUUCAGGGGGAGAACGAUGAAUACAAGAAGACGGUGACGUCCCUGGAGGGGCAGGUCCGGGAGCUCCAAGGCCACCUGGAGGGACAGCAGCGUGAGCACUCGAGGGACCAGACUUCAGCCCACCACCAGCUUAAUAGCCUCGAGAAGCAGAACGAACAGUACAAGCAAACCAUAGUGGGGCUAGAGCGAAGGGUUGAGGAACUGCAGCAAGACUUGGGCUUUCAGGAACGAGACCUUUCUAAGGAACUAACUUUGGCCAAACAAAGAGUACAGUCGCUGGAGAUUCAGAACACCAAUUACAGAACGAUGGUGGGCAGACUUGAGGAACGAGUGAAGCACCUUGAGGAACACCAAGAAAAACUACACGCAGCAGCCAAUGACAAGGAGACAACACUGACCGACCAGCUUUCCGAUGUGAAAAAAGAAAAUGGAGAAAAAAGAUCCAUCAUUUCUAAUCUCGAGCAAGAAAUCAAUCAACUGAAAUUCAAGAUUAACAUACAAGAAGAAAUAAAUAAGAAAAAGUUACAUGAAACCCGCCUCGAGACGAACAAGACAGACGAUGCCAAAAAUCACGAGAUCGCUACUCUCAGGAAGGAAAAGGAAGAGCUCGAGAAAGUAAUUAGAGUAGGCGAGGGAGCGAAGGAGGAACUGCAGAAUAAACUUCAAGAGUUGCAGGAGAAAUGCAAGUCCAACGAAAGAGAAAUGCAAGCAGUUCAGCAGGAAAAACAAGAACUCUUGCUGAAACUAAAGAAGAAUGAAGAAUCUAUACAAAAGAUGGAGAACCGGCUACUCCUGGUGUCCAAGCAGAGGGAGACACUGCUCCGGGAGCGGGAGGAGGUCACACGCCAGCUGGAGGAGGCCAAGAAGGACAAGGAAGAGGUCGCGAGGGAGAAAGAAAAGGUCAUGAAGGAAAGAGACGAAGCGGCAAAGGAGAGGGAGGAGCUCAUGAGCGAACGGGAGCGGAUGUUGGAGAAGGAAGCAGCGUCGUGGCCCUUAAAGAGUGAUGUUUCUCAGAAUAGAGCAGCCUCAGACGAAGAAUGCAACUUGAAGAAACAGAAUGAAGAACUUCAGCAAAAAUUAAAAGUCGUGUCAGAAUUCUUCCAAAACAAACAGACGCGCCUCCGAGAAAAAUACGAAGACAGUAAAGAGGAAAUCCAAAAAUUAGAAAAGGAACUUGAAGACCUAAGAAAAGCGGAAAAUCUUCGAGUGACUCUCAGAAAGAUGCUGCGAUGGUCUCACAAAUGCGAGACGAAAUUCAGCAUCUUAAUGAGCAUCUUUCCCGGUGCCAUAAGGAACUGGAAGAAGCGAAGACUACCCUUCAAGAGAGGGAAAAUGCCUACAAGAAAGAAGAGAAAAUUAAGAAUGUUAUGAUUUCCAAGUUGGAAGAAGAGGUUGAGGAACUCUUGUUGAAACUCAAAGAAAACGAGAAGACGAUGAGCUUUCAGAAGGAACUACGGGAAAAGGUCACCGAAUUGAAGGCGAUGGAGAACCAGCUAAAAGAUAACGUGUCCACUAUGUCGACUCUGCAACGAAAGAACGUACAGUUGACCAAAAGAAUUAAAGCCUUGGAG
This is a messenger RNA of Penaeus chinensis, 3477 nucleotides long. Its product is annotated as trichohyalin-like. Lineage: Eukaryota; Metazoa; Arthropoda; Malacostraca; Decapoda; Penaeidae. The record is from RefSeq and is a predicted model, not a curated record. Gene Ontology annotation, molecular function: protein binding. Bases 488 to 3277 code for a protein of 929 amino acids. The transcript is spliced from 26 exons.